Molecule: messenger RNA, 2112 nt
Organism: Lacerta agilis (Sand lizard)
Lineage: Eukaryota; Metazoa; Chordata; Lepidosauria; Squamata; Lacertidae
Gene: SLC11A2
Product: solute carrier family 11 member 2
Exons: 16
Coding region: 86-1765 (559 amino acids)
Biological process (GO): metal ion transport
Cellular component (GO): plasma membrane
Molecular function (GO): iron ion transmembrane transporter activity; manganese ion transmembrane transporter activity; cadmium ion transmembrane transporter activity
Source: RefSeq, a predicted model, not a curated record
GACUAUAUAUUGGUCUCUUCUACGCUUCCAAGGAGGCUGGCGUAAGUGGAGCUCAGCUUUCUUGGUUCUUGGAAGCAGAAGUAAAAUGCCACGUGGGGAAUACAAAUUAGAGUACAAGAAAGAUUCCUCUGGGGACGGCGUGAGCACCAUUUGCAACACCACGCUACCAUCUCAGCUUUCCGACUCCACAGAUGAAUUUACCACCUACUUCGAUCAGAAAAUACCUGUACCUGAAGAUGAAAAGCAUCCAUGGUUCAGUUUUCGAAAACUCUGGGCCUUCACUGGGCCUGGGUUUCUCAUGAGCAUCGCCUAUUUGGAUCCAGGCAACAUAGAAUCGGAUCUGCAGUCUGGCGCCAUUGCAGGCUUUAAGCUGCUCUGGGUUCUCUUGCUAGCCACGAUCAUUGGCCUGCUCUUGCAGCGCCUGGCAGCGAGGCUAGGAGUGGUAACAGGACUUCACCUGGCAGAAGUAUGCAACCGGCAAUAUCCCAAGGUCCCUCGGAUUAUCUUGUGGUUGAUGGUGGAGCUGGCCAUUGUUGGCUCAGAUAUGCAAGAAGUCAUUGGCUCUGCAAUCGCCAUUCACCUCCUGUCUGUUGGGAUAAUCCCUUUGUGGGGCGGAGUCCUCAUCACAAUCGCCGACACCUUUAUGUUUCUCUUCCUGGACAAGUACGGCCUGAGGAAACUGGAAGCUUUUUUCGGGUUCCUGAUUACCAUUAUGGCCGUUACAUUUGGAUAUGAGUAUGUUAGGGUGGGACCAGACCAGGGCCAGUUGCUGAAAGGGAUGUUCAUGCCGUACUGUGAAGGCUGUGGCAUCCCUCAGCUAGAGCAAGCCGUUGGGAUCGUGGGUGCUGUCAUCAUGCCGCACAACAUGUACUUGCAUUCUGCGCUGGUCAAGUCUCGGCAGGUGAAUCGGGGCAACAAGAAGGAGGUCAGUGAGGCCAACAAAUAUUUCUUCAUAGAAUCCUGCAUUGCCCUCUUCAUCUCCUUCAUUAUAAACGUCUUUGUCGUUUCGGUCUUUGCCCAAGCCUUCUUCGGAAAGACAAACAAAGACUUGCAAGAGAUGUGUGCAAAUAAAACCUUUGCUCCACCUUCGUUGUUUCAAUCAAAUGGGACCCUGGAUGUCGAUAUCUAUAAAGGGGGUGUUGUUCUGGGUUGUUCCUUUGGCCCUGCUGCUCUCUACAUCUGGGCUAUCGGGAUUCUCGCUGCAGGUCAGAGUUCGACAAUGACAGGAACCUACUCUGGACAAUUUGUCAUGGAGGGGUUCCUCAAUCUGAAGUGGUCACGAUUUGCUCGAGUGGUUUUGACCCGCUCCAUCGCCAUCACGCCGACCCUCCUGGUUGCCAUUUUCCAAGACGUGGAACGCCUGACUGGCAUGAAUGACUUCCUCAACGUUCUUAUGAGCCUGCAGCUUCCUUUUGCAUUAAUCCCAGUCCUCACAUUCACCAGUUUGCGUCCUGUGAUGAAUGACUUCGCCAAUGGCCUGGCCUGGAAGAUUGCUGGGGGGAUUCUCAUUCUUAUCAUCUGCGCCAUCAACAUGUACUUUGUGGUGUCGUAUGUAACUGGCCUGGGACAAACAAUCUAUUAUGUGAUUGCUUCACUCCUCAGUAUUGUCUACCUAGCCUUCGUGGCAUAUUUGACUUGGCUGUGCCUAAUAGCUCUCGGGGUCUCCUUCCUGGCCUGUGGUCGCACGUAUCACCUGGGACUCACUGGUCAUCCAGAACUCUUCCUCCUCAACAAUGUUGAUGCCGACCAAGCCUCGAUUAGAUGAAUCCCCUCCGAACUAGUAAGGAUGUGACUUUAAAGACAAAGGACGUAGAGCCCUCCUAUGCUGCCCUAAGCCAAGUUUUGAUUGGUUCAGAUGUGUUACUGCAAAUAUCCAAGAAUUUGCAACUUCAAGAGAGAGAGGGGAGCACAAGGGGAAAGGAAUUAUGUUAUUCAGGAUCGUCUGGUACACUGGAAAAUAGACUUCUUUAGAAGCUGUGCCUAAGGUCACCUAGAAAAGUUACAAAAGGACUGACAGAGAACUUGGGUUAAAUCAUUGUGAAGCUGAGAUUGUAUGUAAUAGUGAUGGACAGGCUCAUAUCUUGAAAUGUGGGUCGCCACCAAACAUCUUCA